Molecule: messenger RNA, 1650 nt
Organism: Medioppia subpectinata
Lineage: Eukaryota; Metazoa; Arthropoda; Arachnida; Sarcoptiformes; Oppiidae
Source: the annotation of a GenBank genome assembly
AUGACAACAACUGCUGAAACAAUUGACGCGAAGACCACAUCGGGAAGAGUGAGGGGUCGAGUGGUUGUGGCGCUCAACACAACUCUAUACCAAUUUCAAGGCAUACCAUACGCUGAGCCACCCAUCGGUGCGCUCAGAGUGAGGGGUCGAGUGGUUGUGGCGCUCAACACAACUCUAUACCAAUUUCAAGGCAUACCAUACGCUGAGCCACCCAUCGGUGCGCUCAGGUUUGCUAAACCCAAACCCAUUCAUAAGCCACGAAAAGAUAUAAUAGACGCCACAAAACCGGGAAACUCUUGUUUUCAAAAGAAAUUUUUAAUUUUUCCCGAAGUAUUAAAUCAAAGUGAAGACAGUCUUGUGCUAAACAUAUGGACACCAACUCUACCCACAGAUAUUUCAAACAAAACAUCACUCAAACCGGUUAUGUUUUAUAUAUACGGCGGCGGACUUAGCAUUGGGACCAUUGAUCUAUACAACGGCGCACCACUGGCCACACACGACGUGGUAUUUGUGGCCCCAAACUAUAGGUUGGGUUACUUUGGUUUCCUAUACGGGGAUCGGGAGGACGCGCCCGGAAAUGUGGGCUUUUAUGACCAGUUGUUGGCUCUUAAAUGGGUUAGAGAAAACAUCCACUCUUUUGGAGGAGAUAGGGAUCAGAUCACCAUUUUUGGGAUGAGUGCCGGCAGUUGGUCCGUAUCGGCGCACAUACUCUCCCCGCUAUCUAAAGGCCUAUUCAAGAGGGCUAUAAUGGAAAGCGGAGCCCUUCUGUUCAAUGAGGACAGGGAUGUGAUCACUAAAGCCGAGGCUAUAGAAGAAGGCAAACGUAUCGCCAAAGAGUUGGGUUGGAGUGAAGACAUGGAUUGGAUUCAGUAUUUAAGGACAGUUGAGGCCAAGGAUUUGACUGAAAAAGCAAAACCAAUUACAUUCCCGGUAUUGGGCACUGAGUUUUUACCACUUUCUGCUCAAAACGCGUUUCAUACAAAUCAAUAUUAUUCCGACAUUGAUUUAAUGGCUGGCGUUACUAGUAAUGAGGGUUCAAACCUCACAAAGCUAUUCAUAGCACCGGAUAAAGAGGUUUAUACUUUGGAUGACUUUGUGUCGGGAGUUAAGGCGACGGACGACAUGCUUCACAACAUUGAUGUUCAGAAAGUGAUGGACUAUUACCUGAAAGAUGUGGACACGAGUAGUACACCGGCUCUGAAGCGAGCGUUUUAUCAAUAUUUGGGCGAUUUAUUGAUUAAAUACCCGACAUAUCUAUUCGCCCGACAAAUGGCCACAACUGUUGGCAAUCGGCAUAACAUAUACUUCUAUGAACUCUCAUAUCAAAGUCAGUUUUGCGCAAAGAUUUUUCAAUGCGAUGACGAGGAGUCAGCGAUUGGACACGGAAUGGAUAUACCGUGUGUUUUGGGCCAACCAUUUGUUGAUGAAAUGGUAGACUUCUUUGAUGAAACCGAUCGCCAGUUCAGUCGAGAUGUAAUGCGAAUGUGGACUAACUUUGCAAAAUACGGCAAACCGGACGACAAAUGGCCGCAACUGUUGAGUGAUCCGAAUGUACCGAAAGUGAAGGAUUUAAACCCCGACUCAAACCGACGCCCACUUCAAGACCCGUACGGACAAUGCCUUACAAACUUUUGGAAAUCAUAUUUUUAA